AAACCCUUCUCAUGCGAGAACCGUGACAAGAGCUUCUGCAUCCGCUACCAGCUCACCAGACACCGGCUGAGCCACAGUGGAGAGAAGCCAGCUCACCAGACACCGGCUGAGCCACAGUGGAGAGAAGCCAUAAAUGUGAGCAUGAAGCCCACAGGCUGAGCCACAGUGGAGAGAAGCCAUAAAUGUGAGCAUGAAGCCCACAGGCUGAGCCACAGUGGAGAGAAGCCAUAAAUGUGAGCAUGAAGCCCACAGGCUGAGCCACAGUGGAGAGAAGCCAUAAAUGUGAGCAUGAAGCCCACAGGCUGAGCCACAGUGGAGAGAAGCCAUAAAUGUGAGCAUGAAGCCCACAGGCUGAGCCACAGUGGAGAGAAGCCAUAAAUGUGAGCAUGAAGCCCACAGGCUGAGCCACAGUGGAGAGAAGCCAUAAAUGUGAGCAUGAAGCCCACAGGCUGAGCCACAGUGGAGAGAAGCCAUAAAUGUGAGCAUGAAGCCUGAUGUGAAGCUUCACUAUCCUAAAGGGCUAAGGCAAUGGUUCACUUCACUGUCAAUGACUGGUUUGUUUGAGGCUGCAUUCUACAAUGCUACAUUGUUGCCUUUCCAAGCCAUUUGGCAAGACAACCAGUUGGCUAAAGCAAAGCGACAGGUUGGCACCGAGGCUAGGGUUUAGUUCUGAAUGGGUUUGACCCAGAAAUUUUACUGAAUGGUAACCUAACCCACCGUGAUAUCUGAGACAUAAAAUGCAUCAAUCCUCUUCCAACCUUCCCUCUGGUCUCCCAUCUGUUCCUGUGUGUAUCUGCAGGUGUCUGGCUGCAGGAUGCUCCGAGGCCUUCGCCACACAUGUCAGCAUGAAGACCCACAUGGCUCACAUUCACCAGCACCAGGAGAAGCACUAGAAGGUUGGCUAAACUUUGGGGCUCACUUCAUCUCCUUAUUGCCUUAGAUUUCAUUGACACGGUUCUGAAUCAGUUGAUGGCUAAACGUGAUAUUUUGAGAACCCACUUGAGACUUCCACAGUUUUGUGUGGGUGAAGGAAAAGUGACGGCCAUAUUGGACAAACAUGGGUCCUACUGCUCAUUAUCAUUCAUCAGAUGUUGAUAAGAUGCUGUGAUUUGUUAUUUAUUCUGUUUUAGUGUGGGCUAUGGGAAGGACUUCAAGAAGAAUAACCAACUCAAGACACACAAGACGGAACACGCACAACCGCUUCCCUUUCAGUGAGUAUGACACACACUGGCAUCUAUGAGCGUAUGUAGGCUCUACCACGUCAGCCUGAGCUCUGACCCUUUCCCAUUGGUGUAACUUUGAGAAGAGAGAAUGUGCUGGUCCUGGACAAUUGAAGCACCAUGAGAAAGUGCACCAAGGUGAGCCCUGCACCUGCCACAUGCACAUCUCACAUCUAUUGGUCACAUGCUCUGAAUAUAACAGGUGUAGACUUUACAGUCAAAUGCUUACUUACAAGCCCAUUCCCAACAGUGCGGAGUUAAAAAGUAAGAUAAAUAUUUGCUACUAAAAAAGGAAAUAGUAACACAAUAAAAACAAUAACGAGGCUAUAUAUGAGUACCAGUACUGAGUCAAUGUGCCGGGGUACGAGGUAGUUAAGGUAAUACAGUUUGUGGGUAGGGGUCACAGGAGGUUUGUGGCACUUUAAUUGGGGAGGACGGGCUCAAGGUAAUGGCUGAAGUGGAAUGAUAUCAAAUACAUGAAACACAUGGUUUCCAUAUGUUUGAUGCCAUUCCAUUUGCUCUGUUCUGGACAUUAUUAUGAGCCGUCCUCCCCUCAGCAGCCUCCUGUGGUAGGGGUAAAAGUGACUAGGCAAUCAGGAUAUAUAAUAAACAGAGUAGCAGCAGCGUAUGUAAAGUGUGGGUAGAGUCUAGUGAGUGUGCAAGGGAGUUGGUGCAAAACAAGAUGAAGACAUAAAGGGGGUCAAUGUAAAUAGUCUGGGGAGCCAUUUGAUUAACUGUUCAGCAGUCUUAUGGCUUGGGGGUAGAAGCUGUUCGGGUGCUUUUUUGUCACAGACUUGAUGCUCCGGUACCGCUUGCCAUGCGGUAGCAGAGAAGUCUAAGACUUGGGUGGCUAGAGUCUUUGACAAUUUUUAGGGCCUUACUCUAACCGCCUGGUAUAGAGGUCCUAGAUGGCAGGGAGUUCGGGCCCCAGUGACAUACUGGGCUGUACUCACUACCCUCUGUAGCGCCUUGCGGUCGGAUGCCGAGCAGUUGCCAUACCAAGCGGUGAUGCAGCCAUUCAAGAUGCUCUCAAUGGUGCAGCUGUAUAACUUUUUGAGGAUCUGAGGGCCCAUGUCAAAUCUUCUCCACCUCCUGAGGGGGAAGAGGCAUUGUUGUGCCCUCUUCAGGAACUUGAAGCUCUCGACCCGCUCCACUACAGCCCCGUCGAUGUGAAUGGGGGUAUGUUCGGCCCUCUGUUUCCUGUAGUCCACGAUCAGCUCCUUUGUCUUGCUGACGUUCAGGGAGAGGUUGUUGUCGUGGCACCACACUGCCAGGUCUCUGACCUCCCUAUAGGCUGUCUUGUCGUCGGUGAUCAGGCCUACCACAGGUAUCGUCAGCAAACUUAAUGAUGGUUUUGGAGUCGUCCGCAGCCACACAGUCGUGGGUGAACAGGGAGUACAGGAGGGGACUGAUCACUCACCCAUGAAGUUGCAGAGGUAGGUGUUUAAUCCCAGGGUCCUUAGCGUAGUGAUGAGCUUGGAGGGCACUAUGGUGUUGAACGCUGAGCUGUAGUCAAUGAACAGCAUUCUGACGAAGGUGUUCCUUUUGGCCAGGUGUGAAAGGGCAGUGUGGCGAGCAAUAGAGGUUGCGUCAUUUGUGGAUCUGUUGGGGCGGUAUGCGAAUUGGAGUGGGUCCAGGGUUUCUGGGAUGAUGGUGUUGUGAGCCAUGACUUUCAAAGCAUUUCAUGGCUACAGAUGAGUGCUACAGGGCCGUAGUUAUUUAGACCGGUUACCUUGGUGUUCUUAGUCACAGGGAUUAUGGUGGUCUGCUUGAAACAUGUAGGCAUUACAGACUGGGUCAGAGGAGUUUAAAAUGUCAGUGAAGAAACUUGCCAGCUGGUCAGCGCAUGCUCUGAGUAGGCGUCCUGGUAGUCCGUCUGGUCCUGAGGCCUUCUGAAUGUUAACCUGUUUAAAGGUCUUACUCACAUCAGCUAUUGAGAGGGUGAUCAAGCAGUCGUCCGGAACAGCUGGUGCUGUCAUGCAUGGUUCAGUAUUGCUUGCCUCAACGUGAGCAUAGAAGGCAUUUAGCUCAUCUGGUAAGCUUGCGUCACUGGGCAGCUCUAGGCUGGGUUUCCCUUUGAAAUCCGUAAUAGUUUGCAAGCCCUGCCACAUCAGUGUCAGAUCAGGGAUUCAAUCUUAGUCCUGUAUUGACGCUUUGCAUGUUUGAUGGUUCGUCGGAGGGCGUAUAGGGAUUUCUUAUAAGAGUCCGGGUUAGUGUCCGGCUCCUUGAAAGCGGCAGCUCUAGCCUUUAGCUCAGCGAGGAUGUUGCCUGUAAUCCAUGGCUUCUGGUUGGGAUAUGUUCAGUUCCUUCAGAAAGUAUUCCCACCCCUUGUCUUUUCCACAUUUUGUUGUUACACCCUGAAUUUAACAUGGCUUAAAUUAAGAUUACUUUUUUUUUUACUGGCCUAACACACUACCCCAUAAUGAUGAAGUGGAGUUAUGCUUUUCAUAUUGUUUUACAAAUUAAUAAAUGAAAAGCUGAAAUGUCGUGAGUCUAAGUAUUCAACCCCUUUGUUAUGGCAAGCCUAAAUAAGUUCAGGAGUAAAAAUGUGCUUAAGGUUCAUGUACUCACUCCAUAAUAGUGUUUAACAUGAUUUUCUUUAAUGAUUACCUCAUCUCUGUACCCCACACAUACAAUUAUCUGUAAGGUCCCUCAGUUGAGCAGUGAAUUUCAAACACAGAUUCAACCACAAAGACCAGGGAGGUUUUCCAAUGCCUUGCAAAGGGCACCUAUUGCAAGAUGGGUAAAGAAAAAGCAGACAUUGAAAGCCUCUUUGAGCAUGGUGAAGUUAUUAAUUACAUGUGGAUUGUGUAUCAAUACACCCAGUCACUACAAAGAUAAAAGCGUCCUUUCUAACUCAGUUGCCGGAGAGGAAGGAAACCGCUCAGGGAUUUCACCAUAAGGCCAAUGGUGACUUCAAAACAGUUAGUUUAAUGGCUGUGAUAGAACUGAGGAUGGAUCAACAUUGUAAUUACUCCACAAUACUAACCUAAUUGACAGAGUGGAAAGGAAGCCUGUACAGAAAUGCAAAUAUUCCAAAACAUGCAUCCUUUUUGCAACAAGGCACUAAAGUAAUACUGUCCUGAGUUAUGUUUGGGGCAAAUACAACAAAUUACAGAGUACCACACUCCAUAUUUGUAAGCAUAGUGGUGGCUGCAUCAUGUUCUGGGUAUGCGUGUAAUGGUUAAGGACUGGAGAAUUUUCGGGAUACAAAAAAAGGACAGGCAAAAUCCUAAAGGAAAACCUGGUUCAGUCUGCAUUCCACCAGACACAGGGAGAUUAAUUCACCUUUUAGCAGGACAAUAACUUAAAACAAGGCUGAAUCUACACUGGAGUUGCUUACCCAAGAACACAGUGAAUGUUCCUGAGUGGCCAAGUUAGUUUUUACUUAAAUCUUUUUGAAAUCUGUGGCAAGAGUCAGACCUGAAAAUGGUUGUCUAGCAAUGAUCAACAACCAAUUUGACAAAACUUGAAGAAUUUUGAAAAGAGUAAUGAGCAAAUGUUGCACUUGCCCAGAAAGACUCACAGCUGUAAUCGCUGCCAAAGGUGCUUCUACAAAGUAUUGACUCAGGGGUGUGAAUACUUAUGUAAAUUAGAUUUCUGUAAUUAAUUUUCAAUCAAUUUGCUGAAAUGUCUAAAUAUGGGUUCACUAUGUCAUUGUGUGUAGAUGGGCAUGGGAUCUAUUUAAAUCAUUUGGAAUUCAGGCUGUAACACAACAAAAUGUGGAAUAAGUCAAGGGGUAUGAAUACUUUGUUAAGACACUACCUAUAUGGUCUACCUGUGGGGACAACGUCGUCGAUGUACUUAUUAAUGAAGCCGGUUACUGAUGUUGUAAACUCCUCAAUGCCAUCGGCUGAAUCCCGGAACAUAUUCCAGUCUGGGCUAGCAAAACAGUCCUGUAGCUUAGCACCCGCUUCAUCGGACCACUUCCCUAUUGAACGCGUCACUGGUACUUCCUGUUUGAGUUUUUGCUUGUAAGCAGGAAUCAGGAGGAUUGAGGUUAUGGUCCAAUUUGCCAAAUGGAGGGCAGCCGAGAACUUUGCAUGCUUCUCUGUGUGGAGUUAAAGUGAUCUCGAGUUUUUAUCCUUCUGGUCGCACAGGUGACCUACUGGUAGAAAUGAGGUAAAACGGAUUUCAGCUUUCCUGCAUUAAAAUCACCGGCCACUUGGAGCGCUUCCUCUAGAUGAGCAUUUUCUUGUUUGCUUGUGCCCCUAUACAACUCGUUGAGUGCGGUCUUAGUGCCAGCAUUGGUUUGUGGCGGUAAAUGGACAGAUACGCAAAAUACAAACUCUCUUGGUAAAUAGUAUGGUCAACAGUUUGUGGUAUUCUAACUCAGGCGAGCAGAACCUCGAGACUUCCUUAAUAUUAGAGAUUGCGCACCAGCUGUUAAUAGACAUACCACCACCACCCCUGAUCUUACCGGACUCUGCCGUUCUGUCCUGCUGAUGCAUAGAAAAAAACCAGCUAGAUUUAUAUUAUCCAUUUCCUUGUUCAGCCAUGGCUCCGAGAAGCAUAGUAUAUUAGUUCUAAAUGUCCCGUUGAUAGGAUAGUCUCAAACUGAGCUCUUCCAGUUUAUUUCCCAGCAACUGCACAUUAGGCAAUAGAAAAGAAGGUAGAGGCGAUUUAUUCAUUUGCCGCCGUAGUCUCACCAGGGCUGCCUGCACGCCGGCCUCUAAAGCGCAGUAUUCGCCUUCUACGAGUGUCUGGGAUUAGGGCCUGGUCCAAAUAGAGGUUAGAGAUAGCUGUUCUGAUGACCAGAAGUUCUCUUCGAUCAUGGGAAAGGAUGGCUGAAACAUUAUGUACAAAAAAAAGUUUUGAUGAGAGCUAAGAAAUACACAAUAGCAAAUUUGGUCAGGAGCCUGUAAAACGGCCACCAUUACCUCUGGCGCCAUUCUAUUCCUGUAGAAGCUUUUUUCCAUACAUAUUAACCUGUCAUGUAUUUUCUCUCCCAGGUUACCCUUGUGCUGUGGAGGGCUGUCUCCAAGGGGAGAUUUGGUCAGCGUAUCAGAAGCAAAGGAAGGCUGUACACAGAGGUAUGUAGGCCCUCUCUCCACCACCGCUCUCCUGACUGUUCUCCAGCUUUCAUCUUGCAUUGUCUUGUGAACUGCUCUUACGUUGUUCUGCUUCAGUGACUCAAGCAAGGUGUGUGUGUGCUCAGUCAAGCUGCAGUGUGACGGCUGCAGUAGGAUGUUCCUGGAGGCAUGGUUCUUGCAGCAGCACCAGCUCUGGGUCCACAAGAGGGAGUUCCGGUGCUCCAAAACUGGAUGUGGGAAGACCUUCACCACACACUUCAAUCUGGAGAACCACGUAAUGUCAGACCACAAGGGCCAGAAGGCCUUCUCCUGUACCCAUGUAGGUUGUGGCAAGAGCUUCGCUAUGCAGGUGAGCACACUGUAA
Molecule: messenger RNA, 6617 nt
Organism: Coregonus sp. 'balchen'
Lineage: Eukaryota; Metazoa; Chordata; Actinopteri; Salmoniformes; Salmonidae
Source: the annotation of a GenBank genome assembly